CAGGCCGGGCUGGACCCCGUGUUUGGCGACUACAUGCGCGCGUUCAUGGCGUCCCCCGCCGCAGCAGCAGCAGACGGCCGCGUCUUCCUGCGGCGCCAGGCGCGCCGCGCGGGCGACCCGGACGCGGGGCCGGGCGCGCUCGGGGGCGUGGCGAUCUCGAACGGCCUGGAGUGCAAGAUCAGCUGCAGCAAUUCCAAGGUGUCCUAUGUGCUGGACACAGAGGAUGUUAUGCUGCGGAGACGCCGCGGCGCGGCGGGGGGCGCGGCCGGCGCGGCGGCGGACGGGCGGCGGCGGGAGCGGUACGGCGCGUGGCUGGCGGCGCGGGAGGCGGUGCUUCGGCCGGGGUUCGGGGCGCACGCGGCAACGCUGCCUGAGGUGAUGGCGGAGUGA
Messenger RNA from Monoraphidium neglectum, 390 nucleotides. RefSeq lists its product as hypothetical. The record is from RefSeq and is a predicted model, not a curated record. The transcript has a single exon. Lineage: Eukaryota; Viridiplantae; Chlorophyta; Chlorophyceae; Sphaeropleales; Selenastraceae. The annotation marks the transcript as partial.